GGAGUGGGUGUGCGAGGGCUGCGGCGGCAUGAUGUCCCCGUCCGUGCGGCUGACCGGGGGCUCUCGCUUCUACGGGCGUCGCCAGCCGGAGUGCGCCGUCUGCGAGCCCGACACCUCCGUCCGCCAGAUCAACCUCCCCUACGCCUUCAAGUACCUGGUGGCGGAGCUGGCCAGCGUCGGGAUCAACACCAAGAUGACCCUCAAGUCGGCCGAGGACAUCAUUGCGCAGCGGCCCCGAGUGGAGGCCAAGCAAGCAUAGGGGCAUGUAAUAUUUUCCUCUCUCUCUCUCUCAUAUACUGUUCUAGAUACAUUUAAGUGAAUUUUGUAUUCUUUAUUUUCUCUUAGACUUGGGUAAGUUGUACUUUAAUUUAUUUGUUUCUCCGACUUUCCACCUGGUAGCCCCUAAUUCCCUGUGAUAUGGUUUCUGUUUCUGUCUUCCUGCCUUUUCUCUCGCCAACUUUACUGCCUCGUUCUUCCGUAUGUGCAUAUAUAUGUAUGUAUAUGCAUAAGCAGAAAGAGAUUCUUUUCUGUGGCCUUAGACCUAUGAUGUACAUUGUUAAAUAGCCAGUAAUCUGUUGUAUAAUGUAAUGAAUAAAGCACAAAUAUUUCACA
This is a messenger RNA of Penaeus vannamei (Pacific white shrimp), 612 nucleotides long. The record is from RefSeq and is a predicted model, not a curated record. Lineage: Eukaryota; Metazoa; Arthropoda; Malacostraca; Decapoda; Penaeidae.